Molecule: messenger RNA, 4645 nt
Organism: Myotis myotis
Lineage: Eukaryota; Metazoa; Chordata; Mammalia; Chiroptera; Vespertilionidae
Gene: ARHGAP8
Product: Rho GTPase activating protein 8
Exons: 12
Coding region: 172-1458 (428 amino acids)
Biological process (GO): small GTPase-mediated signal transduction; negative regulation of endocytic recycling
Cellular component (GO): cytoplasm
Molecular function (GO): GTPase activator activity
Source: RefSeq, a predicted model, not a curated record
GGGCGGCCCAGCCCGGAGCCAUGUCCGGGGCGGGGCCAGGUGAGCGGCCGCGGGCCUGAGCCCAGGUGCGGCGCGGGCGGCUGCGCGGCAGGGCGUCAGAAGGAGCCCCUGCCCGGGUCCCCAGGAGGUGGCAUCGUGACAGUGUGCCCGCCCCCCUGCCCACCGCAGAGCAUGGCCCGGCUGGACUUGGAGGAGCUGGCCGAGAUAGAGCUGCAGAGAGAUGAGGAGGAGGCAGCCGCGCUGGGCGCAGUGCGAAGACCCUCAGCGGUGGCAACGGCCGACCAGGACCCUGCCCUGAGCUUGAGUCACCCCUUCUACGACGUGGCCAGACACGGCAUCCUGCAGGUGGGAGGGGAGGACCACCUUGGGAGACGCAUCGUCACCUUCAGCUGCUGCCGGAUGCCCCCCUCGCACGAGCUCAACCACAGGCAUCUGCUGGAGUACCUGAGGCACACGCUGGACCAGCACGUGCAGAGCGACUACACCGUCGUCUACUUCCACUUCGGGCUCAGCAGCCAGAACAAGCCGUCGCUGCGCUGGCUGCAGGGCGCCUACCGGGAGUUCGACAGGAAGUACAAGAAGAACCUGAAGGCCCUCUACGUGGUGCACCCCACCAGCUUCAUCAAAGUCCUGUGGACCGUCUUCAAGCCCCUCAUCAGUCACAAGUUUGGGAAAAAAGUCACCUACUUCAACUACCUGAGCGAGCUCCGUGAGCACCUCAGAUGCGACCAGCUGGCCAUCCCCCCGGAAGUCGUGCGCCUCAGAGACAAAAACCAAGGCGAGCUCAUCCCCCCGGUGCUGCGGUUCACAGUGACGUACCUGCGGGAGAAAGGGCUCCGCACCGAGGGCCUGUUCCGGAGGUCGGCCAGCGUCCAGACCGUCCGCGAGGUCCAGCGGCUCUACAACCAAGGGAAGCCCGUGAACUUCGACGACUACGGGGAUGUGCACGUGGCCGCCGCCGUCCUGAAGACCUUCCUGCGGGAGCUGCCCCAGCCGCUGCUGACCGCCACGGCCUACGAGCAGGUCCUCGGGAUCACCAGUGUGGAGAGCAGCCUGCGUGUGACCCGCUGCCGCCAGAUCCUGCGGGGCCUGCCGGACCACAACUACGCGGUCCUCAGCUACCUCAUGGGCUUCCUGCACGAGGUGUCCCAGGAGAGCAUUUUUAACAAGAUGACCAGCUCCAACCUGGCCUGCGUCUUUGGGCUGAAUUUGAUCUGGCCGUCCCAGGGGGCGUCCUCGUUGGGCGCCCUGGUGCCCCUGAACCUGUUCACCGAGCUGCUGAUCGAGUACUACGGGAAGGUCUUCAGCGCCCAGGACGCCCGCGGGGAGCCGGGUGCCGGCCCGGCCGGGACAGGGGAGCAGGGCAAACCCUUCGCCGGAGGCCUCGCUGUGCCCACCAGGCCUCCGGCCCCCGGCAGCCGCCCGGAGACGCCGCUGGUGCUGGAAGUGUCCCGCUGACCUCUGCCCAUCUGUGCAUGCGUGUGUUUUGUAAACUCGCCAUUAAAUGACCUCCCGUGGCAAGGCCUGGUCCUGGUCCCUCAGCCCUGGCCCACGUCCCUCAGCCGUGGGCAGAGAUGUGGUGACAGGUCUGUCAGAACCAUAACUCCUGUGGCCUGUCUGAAGAUGGGCAUUUGUUGGGUGAGGCCUUGUAUCUGGCAGCUGCUGCUGCUGCAAUGCCGCGUAACAAAGCAGCCACCUGAAACCAGCUGUGGGGCCUCUGUCGGUGGGUCAGCUGAGCAGUGCUGGUCUGGUGGGGGCUUUAGCGGCUGCACGGGGCGCGUUUUACAGGAGGCAGACGGGCAAGCACCUCCUUGCUCUGGCUGCUGUCGCACGUGCUCGCAUGCCAUUGGCCCACGCCGGUCUCAUGGCCAAGGCCGGGACCGCAGUGGGAGGGCUCUGCAGAGUGAUUUGGCAAAAGGGGGGGAGGCUGUGGAGAAUUGGGGUGGUAAAGCGGGCGACGUGUUCUGGCCCCGUGGUCCUGGCCGUCCUGUUACAAGGUCAUGAACCCUCUUGAGCUGCUGGAGAAACAUCAGUGUGAGAAGCACAUCGACUGGUCGCCUCCUGCACGCGCCCUGACCAGGGCCCCGCUGGGGAGGAGCCUGCCACCGAGGUACAUGCCCUUGACCGGGAAUCGAACCCAGGACCCUUCUGUCCACCGGCCAACACUCUAUCCACUGAUUCAGACCGGCCAGGGUUCUUUAUUCUAUUUGCAAACACACCCUUGCAGCUCUGACCUCCCGGCACAGGGAGCCCGGACCAGGCCUGAGUGGGGUCCCCAAGAGGGUCGCAGUCUGAGCCGAGAAAAGCCCCCAGUCCCCGCCUCGGCCCCUGGAGGAGCCGCUGGCCUCCGCGCCUGCCCCCAGGAGGGCGUCUUGUACUCACCCCUCUCAGCGCAUUCCAGAAGCAGCCUCAGGGUCCUGUUGCAGGAAAAAAUCCGAGAUAGAAAUGACGGCUCCCUCACGCACUCACCACUGUGAGCCCCGGAAUAACGGCCUUAGAUCAGGCCUCAUGAAUCAUGCAGAAAGGUUCACGGUGCGGAACGAUCGUGAGAAACACGCCUCACGUGCCCUGAUGCCGGAGGGGCCGCGACGCUCCGGUGGCUGCUGUGACCAUGGUCUCCCUCUGGCAGGAUAAGUGGGCUCGUGGCUUCAGCGUGGGGAGGCCUCGUCAGCCUCCGCGGCAUCGAAGCACUAUUUCCCCAGCAUCUCAGCAAAAGAAGGUGGGCGCCGUGUUACUGCUGAAGCCCUAACCCUCUGGUUGUGCAUGUGGCCUCACCUGGAAGUAGGAUGACUACGUUUAAGUGAGGUCAGUGGGUGGACCCUUAUCCGUUACGCCGUGUCCUUAUGAAAAGGGACAUUUGGACGCACAGGCGCCCAGGAAGCACGCUGUGUGCAGAGGGAGGCAGAGGCGGGUGAUGCGUCCAGGCCAGGGCACGUUGGAGAUGGCAGGGCAUGCGGGAGAUCGCAGGGGACGCGGGAGAUGGCAGGGCACGUGGGAGAUGGCAUACGGGAAAUGGCAGGGCAUGCGGGAGAUGGCAGGGCACGUGGGAGGUGGCAGGGCACGCAGGAGGUUACCAGCGAAUGGCACGGAGGGCCAUGGGUGAGAACGCCAGGGAAGAAUCACUGUCUAAGCAAAGGACCAAGGUCACCAGGGGCUGGUCGCCAGCAGUCUGUCCCGGGCUCAGGAGCAGCCCUGCGGGCACCUGGACCUCGGCCUCCGGCCUCCAGGAGAACAUAUUUCUGUUGGGGUCUGUGGUGCCUCGUCACGCUGCCCCCCCCCCCCCCCCACACACACACUACGACAGUGUCCCAGCGGCACAGCCCUCUGGGAAGUGGAGUCCCGUCACCACGGUCAUGUGAGCAGAGGCCACAGAGAGGGUGACCGUCCAACAGCCUGCACCCUCCAUCCCUGAGGGCUUCCAUCCCCAAGGGCCAGGGAGCUAGGACGGCCCUGCUCUCUGGGGCCUGGGGCAGAUGGGGCUGGGAGAGGUGCUGGAGGGCAGCCCCCCUGCCCCCCAGGGCUGUCCGCACACGGGCACAGGACCCCCGGGUGCUGGCUGGGCAGGCGGAGCUGCAGGAGGCAGAUGUCUGCUCACUCUGGGUCCCUUUCAUGGCAGAGCUGUCCCAGGGAGGAGGAGGGGGCAGUGAGGGUGCGUCUUUGGAGGGGGUUCCCGUCCUGGUCAGGGGCUGGGGAUGGCACCAGCGCCCAGACCCCUGCCCUCGCGGUAGGAGUGGGCUGUGCUGGAACCCGGGGCUGGGGGAUGAGGACGAGGCACAGUCCGGGCUCAGGCGCCACACUGCAGUCUUCGCUCUCCAACCUCAGCUCUGUCCUCUCACCCCGGCUUUGCCAGGCCAGGUGGGCUAGCAGGGGGCUCCCAGGGGACCCCUGAGCCAGGGCAGAGGCAGCCCCAAGGCCAGCAGCUCCGUCCCAUGAUGAAAGCAGUGGAAUUCACAGUGGAGGACCAGGCUGGAGGCAGGAGCCGGGAGCCAGCAGCUCAGGCAGAACGCCGGAGGCAGGGGGAGGCCAGCCAAGGCGUUCAGAGGGUAGGCCGAGGCGCGGACCUGGGGCCUGCACCGCCCCACGUUCAGGCAGAAGUCAGAGCCGUCACACUGUGUGACCCUGGGCCCACCGGAAACAGGAUGGCUUGUAGCUGACCCCUGCUGGGUGGGCUGUGCAGCCCUGUGCCCCCCUCCUUCCCUCAGACCCCCAGGCCUCCAGCGGGCAGUCACUUUGCGUUGGACCCCCUGCUCUGGCCACAGCUGGACGCACAGGGGUGGCAGGCCUGGCCAAGCAGGGAGCCCGGUGCAGGGGUCUGGCUCCCGUUUGGCUGCUCUCGAGGCCACUGGUUAAGCCCCAGGUGGUUGUGGGGCCUUGGGUGCCCCGCUGCCCGGGAAGCAGCAAAGGCGGGUGAUGGCGAUCAGUGUGGCCAGCACCGCCCCCUGGUGCCUGGCCUGCUGCUUGUUACUGGCAACCAUCGAGUCUGGCCCCAGCAGGUGCACCUGCCACCUCCUGGGGAGGGGUCAGCCCGUAGAGGGCGCCCUGAGCUCCCCUCCUCCCACCCUCCCCAGGGCCCACCUCCGGCCCCUGUGCUCCCAGGGCCUCUGGGCUGAGGCUGCAAACACAAACCACAGGGCUCUGCGAUCAU